This is a messenger RNA of Austrofundulus limnaeus, 406 nucleotides long. RefSeq names its product solute carrier family 22 member 7. Gene Ontology annotation, molecular function: transmembrane transporter activity. Gene Ontology annotation, biological process: transmembrane transport. NCBI's taxonomy places the organism in Eukaryota, Metazoa, Chordata, Actinopteri, Cyprinodontiformes, Rivulidae. The record is from RefSeq and is a predicted model, not a curated record.
GUUCCCAGUACAACCAGGGACUGACAGAGCUCAGCUCAACAUGAGGUUUGAGGAGAUCCUGAAUGAAGUUGGUGGCUUCUGUAGAUUUCAGUCUCUGAUCCUGAUUAUCCUCUGCCUGCCUCGUGCCAUCCUGCCCCUUCAUUUUCUUCUGCACAACUUUAUUUCUGCAACCCCUCCUCACCGCUGCUCCUCUGGGACCCCAGAGGAAAGGAAUGGGAGCAGCUGGACCAUCACCCCAGAGGAACUGGCCUUCAGGAUCCCCCGUCAGGAUGAUGGUUCCUUCAGUUCAUGCAGGGUCUACGAUCCCUCUCUGGUCAGCAACUUCAGCCYAACAAACAGGACUAUACUUUGUCCUCAUGGUUGGAUUUACAACCAGUCACAGUUCAUCUCUACAACAGCCACCGAG